CAAGCACCAACUUCCUGCCAGCAGUCGUGUGAACCAGUCACCUGAGCGACCGGAUUCCAUCGACUCGCAGAUUAUAUCGCUCAAAAUGGCCUCGCAGGUUUCCGUGCCCAGUCCGGCUACAAAACCGAAGAUCGACCUGUCGAAAAAGCUCUCAGAACUCCGCGCGAGUAGAGGCAAGUCUCAAACGGCUUCCUCCCGGGAGCCUGCACCAGCCACCCCGCCUCUCCCUAGCCCCCCGGAUCUCGCUUCCCAUCAUUAUGCACGUCCAGUGCGUCGGAUCUUAUCGAAACAAGACCACGAGCUAUUCCUCUCUUCUUCGACCCAUACCUUAAUCCUUGCGUUCAUUUUCGGCCUCUCCGAUUCGGUGCGGGGACGGGCAACCACGGACGUCAGCAGUCCUUCCCCCAUCAUCACCAAGAUUCAGUCUGUUGUACACCAAAUCCGAUUACUCCUCGAUAAGCAUCCGUCUCUCGAUCAAGGUGGCUCGCGGUUCGGUAACCCGGCCUUUCGCGACCUUUUCGACGAUGUCGCGGCACAAAGCGCAGCAUGGCAUAGGGAUAUACUCGGGUUCCAGGAUCAAGCUCUCAUAGAGGAAGCGUCAACAUAUCUGAUCCACUCACUCGGAUCGCGCGACCGGCUUGAUUACGGCUCCGGGCAUGAAUUAAACUUCAUGAUGUGGUUGCUGUGCCUACGUCAGGUGCACAUAUUCUCCGCCACAGAUUUCCCCGCGAUCGUUUUCUACGUAUACACUAGCUACAUGCAUCUCAUGCGCGAUAUCCAAACAACCUACUACCUGGAACCCGCGGGGUCACACGGAGUCUGGGGUCUCGACGAUUAUCAUUUCCUUCCGUUCCUUUUCGGCGCCUCGCAGCUCGUUGCGCACCCGUACAUCACGCCACUCUCUAUUCACAAUAUGGCGGUGCUUGAGGAAGAAAGUGACAAGUAUAUCUAUUUAGAUCAGGUGCGGUGGGUGGAUAGUGUGAAGACAGUGAAGGGAUUGCGGUGGCACAGUCCCAUGCUGGAUGACAUAUCAGGAGCCAAGAACUGGACCAAGAUCGAGGGCGGCAUGAAAAAGAUGUUCGCCAAGGAGGUGCUGGGCAAGCUACCCAUCAUGCAGCAUUUCCUAUUCGGAAGCUUGCUACCGGCGGCCCCUGGUAUGAGGGAGAUCACGGACGACAUGGAAGAGGAGGAACACGACCACGAGCAUGGCCAUGACCACGACCAUACUAGUCACACGGACUACUUCGGGGACUGCUGUGGCAUCAAGGUCCCAAGUACCAUCGCAGCGGGUGCUGAAAUGCGGAAGCGCGGUGGAGGAUCUGGACUACGGCCGAUUCCAUUCGAUUAAAGUGCAUACGUUACUGGAAUUUUUUUCGGUUGGGACACAAUGGAUGAAAUGGAUUAAGAACGCCCAUCACAUACAAUGAUAAUAACGAGCAGGACCUUUGGAAUCCUGAAAAUUUUCAACAAUCUUUGCAGCAUUUGCAGUAAAUCACAAAGCGGAUUCCAUAUACUACUAGUAUACAUCCCGUCCCAACGCCUUGACCGGAUAACCAAACAAACCCAUACACCCUGAAACGUAGCCAAAUAAUCAAAAAUAGAAUUCAAG
Aspergillus sclerotioniger CBS 115572 is the source of this 1609-nucleotide messenger RNA. Its product is annotated as serine/threonine-protein phosphatase 2A activator. Lineage: Eukaryota; Fungi; Ascomycota; Eurotiomycetes; Eurotiales; Aspergillaceae. The transcript has a single exon. Gene Ontology annotation, molecular function: peptidyl-prolyl cis-trans isomerase activity; protein tyrosine phosphatase activator activity. Gene Ontology annotation, cellular component: protein phosphatase type 2A complex; cytoplasm; nucleus. The record is from RefSeq and is a predicted model, not a curated record. Gene Ontology annotation, biological process: mitotic spindle organization. Bases 86 to 1348 code for a protein of 420 amino acids.